Molecule: messenger RNA, 1320 nt
Organism: Rotaria sordida
Lineage: Eukaryota; Metazoa; Rotifera; Eurotatoria; Philodinida; Philodinidae
Source: the annotation of a GenBank genome assembly
AUGUCGUUGUCAGAUGAUGUAGGUACUAACAAUGGUGAAAUUUUUCAGCAAAAACUUGAUGCUCAAACAAAUACAGACAAACUUGCAAAAUGUACAAUCGACCUACGAAAUGUACGAGACGAUUCAUGCGAAGAUUUAUCAGCUAUACCUGAAUUAUUUGUCAUUACAUUGAUACAUCAGAACAAGAAUUAUGAUGCAUACAUUACUAAUCGUGUUACUAUUGGUGAUAUCUUUUCUAAAAUGGUUCAAUUAGAACUUCUUCAGUCCGAAGAAGCUAAUACUCAUCACAUUAUACCAGAAGAAAAUGCACAAGUUUCAUAUGAUCUCUCUCAUUCUUUUACAAAUGCAAAUGAUGGUUCUCAUUUUCGUAUAGAACCAAAACCAUCAUCACCUUUACCGACAGAAGUUGUUUUUAUUAAAACUUUGACUGGUAGAAUGAUUACUAUCAAUGUAUCUAUCAAGAUGGAUACGAUUGCUAUAAUCAAGGAACGUGUACAAAUGAAAGAGGGCAUUCCAACUGACGAACAACGGCUUAUUUUAAAUGGAAAGCAACUGGAAGACAAUAGAACAUUAGCUGAUUAUAAGGUUUCAAAUGAAAGUACGUUGCAUCUCAUUCUAAGACUUCGUAAACCUGUUAUUCGAUUAAAAUCAAUCAAUAAUCAAGUCAUUAAUCAUGUUCAUAUCUCCGUUGAACUUGAUCCACAUAUGUGGAUUUUAUCGAGUCUUUAUCCAAAACCAUCAAUUACAGAUGGAAAAAGGUUUGUACAAUGGAAUAAUAUGAAUGUCUAUCCAGAUGGAAAAAUUAUUUUUGAAGAAAAUGAAAAGAAUACAUAUAUGAUCGAUCGACCUUAUCCAUUAAUUGAUGAUGAGAAAGAAUAUCGAAUAUUAUUUUGGGAAGCCUUCACAACUACUUCAUCGUCCAAUUUUAUUCAGCAAGAAAAUUUAUGUGUUCCACGUCGGGAUUUUGGUCGAAUACUUAAUCAUCUUUUGAAAAAAAUGACUCUAUCAUCUGAAGAUCGUGAUGAUCUCAUUACAUAUGUACUUCCUCAACUAGAUGAAGCUGAUCCUGAACAUGAAAAAGAAAAGGUUAUAUUUCAUUUUCUUUCUCCACAAAUAUAUUCACAAUCAGCUCCGCUAACCAUUCGUCCACUACCUCAACAAUUAGUGCGUGCUUUUCUCAUCUUUGGAUUUGGAACUAAUGAUGAUGAAAUCUCAACUGUGGACGACUUGGAAAAUGAAAUUAACAAAGUUAUUAAUAUUGAAAAUUUAUCAGAAAGUGGUUUAGUUGUACAUGAAUGGGGUUCAAUGUUCGUGUAUUGA